Molecule: messenger RNA, 7533 nt
Organism: Pelobates fuscus (common spadefoot toad)
Lineage: Eukaryota; Metazoa; Chordata; Amphibia; Anura; Pelobatidae
Gene: PPIP5K1
Product: diphosphoinositol pentakisphosphate kinase 1
Exons: 31
Coding region: 387-4514 (1375 amino acids)
Biological process (GO): inositol phosphate biosynthetic process; inositol metabolic process
Cellular component (GO): cytosol
Molecular function (GO): 5-diphosphoinositol pentakisphosphate 1-kinase activity; inositol hexakisphosphate kinase activity; diphosphoinositol pentakisphosphate kinase activity
Source: RefSeq, a predicted model, not a curated record
UUGAGCUCAUGUUUACAGUGCUUAGGGCGCUGAGUGUGUUUUUAUUUUAUCUCAACUCUUGGAUGGAGAAACUGUCCCUGAAAUCAAUGUCAGGCUUAUGAAGCGAAAGGAUUGAUAGCUAACUCAAGUUUCAUUGACAUAUCUUGGAAUAUUUAAGUUGGUACCAAGAUGCAUCAAUAACAUGCAUGGGACACUUGGACAACCAAAGCAUGUCAGUAACUGGUGUCUGUGGAGUAGAUUUAAAGUUUUGGCAUCCAUGUGCAAUUCCUUGCCUGUAACAACUACAUUCUGAAGCUGACGCCUUACAGGUGGCUACUUCCCCUGUUUUAAAUCUCAUCUUUCUACGUGAUGGUUUCAGAGCGGGAUGUUAGGCUCAGAUUUUUGUGAUGUCAUCCUUGACCCCACCCUGCGAGGGCGACAGCUCGACACCCAGAUUUUUUGUCGGUGCCCGAGAUGAUGAGACAGACUUUGUGGAAUCAAACAUGAAUCUAGACGAGGUUGAUUUCUAUGAAGAAGAGGAAGAUGAAGAAGAGGAAGAGACGCCUCCCGAGCGCCAGAUUGUGGUUGGAAUCUGCUCCAUGACCAAAAAGUCAAAAUCUAAACCAAUGACUCAGAUUUUGGAGAGACUGUGCAAGUUUGAAUACAUCACUGUAGUAAUUAUGUCUGAAGAUGUCAUCCUCAAUGAGCCUGUGGAGAACUGGCCCAUUUGUGACUGCCUGAUAUCUUUCCAUUCCAAAGGGUUCCCUUUGGACAAAGCUGUCGCUUACUCAAAGCUGCGCAAUCCAUUUCUUAUCAAUGACUUGAACAUGCAGUACUUCAUUCAGGACAGGAUCGAAGUCUACCGGAUUCUACAGCAAGAAGGGAUUGACCUUCCUCGUUAUGCUGUGCUGAACAGAGAUCCCGAUAAGCCAGAAGAAUGCAGUCUAGUGGAAGGGGAAGACCAGGUCGAAGUGAAUGGAGAGAUUUUCCCAAAACCCUUUGUAGAAAAGCCUGUCAGUGCUGAAGACCACAAUGUUUAUAUCUAUUACCCAACAUCGGCUGGAGGAGGAAGUCAGAGGCUCUUUAGGAAGAUAGGCAGUCGUAGCAGUGUUUACUCCCCAGAGAGCAGUGUUCGGAAGACAGGGUCCUACAUUUAUGAAGAGUUCAUGCCAACUGAUGGUACCGAUGUUAAGGUGUACACUGUUGGUCCAGAUUAUGCCCACGCAGAAGCACGUAAAUCUCCUGCUCUGGAUGGGAAGGUGGAACGUGACAGUGAAGGAAAGGAGAUCCGUUACCCUGUUAUGCUAACUGCCAUGGAGAAGCUGGUUGCAAGAAAAGUCUGCCUGGCUUUUAAGCAAACAGUUUGUGGAUUUGAUUUGCUGCGAGCCAACGGCCACUCAUUUGUUUGUGAUGUCAACGGUUUCAGUUUCGUGAAGAAUUCGAUGAAAUAUUAUGACGACUGUGCCAAAAUACUGGGAAAUAUAAUAAUGAGGGAGUUGGCACCGCAAUUCCACAUUCCUUGGUCAAUCCCCACGGAAGCAGAGGAUAUUCCUAUUGUACCAACCACUUCCGGCACCAUGAUGGAAUUGCGAUGUGUAAUUGCAAUAAUUCGCCAUGGUGAUCGUACCCCAAAACAGAAGAUGAAGAUGGAGGUUCGGCAUUCAAGGUUUUUUGAGUUAUUUGAGCAUUAUGACGGUUACAAAACAGGGAAAUUAAAAUUGAAGAGACCAGAACAGUUGCAGGAGGUGCUGGAUAUAGCCCGACUGCUCCUUGCAGAACUUGGAACUCAUAAUGACUGUGAGAUUGAGGAGAGAAAAUCUAAACUGGAGCAGUUGAAAACUGUCCUGGAAAUGUACGGACAUUUCUCUGGAAUUAAUAGGAAAGUGCAACUGACAUAUUUGCCCCAUGGGCACCCAAAACCAUCCAGCGAGGAUGAAGAUGCUCGAAAGGAUUCCCCGUCCUUAUUGCUAGUCCUGAAAUGGGGUGGGGAAUUGACCCCAGCAGGGAGAGUCCAAGCAGAAGAGCUGGGUCGUGCUUUUCGUUGUAUGUACCCAGGAGGGCAAGGAGAUUACGCUGGUUUUCCAGGCUGUGGACUCUUACGAUUGCAUAGCACAUACCGUCAUGACCUCAAGAUAUAUGCGUCAGAUGAAGGCCGUGUACAGAUGACUGCCGCAGCUUUUGCCAAGGGACUUUUGGCCUUGGAAGGGGAACUUACUCCAAUUCUAGUUCAGAUGGUAAAAAGCGCAAACAUGAAUGGUUUGUUAGAUAGCGACAGUGAUUCUCUCAGCAGCUGCCAGCGAAAAGUGAAGGCUCGUCUCCAUGAGAUAAUGCAGAAGGACAAGGAGUUUAUCGAGGAGGACCAAGAAAAGCUUUCACCUACAUGCAGCACAUCUCUGCUCAGCUCUAUGGAGUGCAUCAAAAACCCAGUGAAAACAUGCCACCAGGUCUUCUCCCUCAUUGAAAAUCUUACCGCUCAGAUAAGAAAACGGCUGGAGGAUCCCAAGUCAGCAGAUUUGCAGUUGUAUCACAGUGAGACCCUGGAGCUCAUGUUACAGCGAUGGAGCAAGCUUGAGAGCGAUUUCCGCAUGAAGAAUGGACGUUACGACAUCAGCAAGAUCCCUGAUAUUUAUGAUUGUGUCAAGUACGAUGUCCAGCACAACAGCUCUCUCAAACUGGAUGGGACAGAGGAGUUAUUCAAGCUUUCUAAAUAUCUUGCUGAUAUCAUAAUUCCACAGGAAUAUGGGAUAACCAAAGAGGAGAAGCUAGAGAUCGCGGUAGGAUAUUGUCUGCCUCUCAUAAAUAAAAUUCAGCUGGAUCUUCAAAGAACCCAUGAAGAUGAGUCUGUAAACAAACUACAUCCCCUGUAUUCAAGAGGUGUCCUGUCUCCCGGGCGACAUGUCAGGACUCGGCUCUACUUUACUAGCGAGAGCCAUGUACACUCUUUGUUAAGCAUUUUCCGAUAUGGAGGUCUCUUGGAAGAGCAAAACGACCAGCAGUGGAAGAGGGCUAUGGACUACUUAAGUGCUGUCUCUGAGCUAAACUACAUGACUCAAAUUGUGAUAAUGCUGUAUGAAGAUAACAAUAAGGAUCCCUCCUCAGAGGAGCGAUUUCACGUGGAACUGCAUUUCAGUCCUGGCGUCAAAGGUUGUGAGGAAGAUGAAAAAGCCCCCAUGGGGUUUGGUUUUCGUCCAGCAUCAGCAGAAAAUGAAGACAAGAAGACAGAUCAAGGGAGCUUGGAAGACUUGUCAAAAGUGAAAAGUGUUGAUGAGGUGGACAGAUCCCUUCUGAUGUCGCCCCUUCCAACAGAACCAGUAGGCGUUCAUCGCAAAUCACCGCUGACUCGCUCCAGGAAAACUGGUUCAAUGGAGGUGGUGAAUACCAAAAACACAGGGAAUUUGGAGUUCAUAACCAAUAGAGGGCGCCGGAGGAGAAGAUCGGGAGAUACCCAUCACUCCCCAUGUUCCAUCACUCUGCAAUCCAGGGCCAUGUCCAUCACUAACCUGGCAUCAUGGCGACAGGUUCUUUCUGAAACCUCUUCUAAAUCUGGUGGUUAUCGUCUCUUCACCUCUUAUGCCAGACAACCUUCAGACAUGAAGCAAAGCGGAUUAGGAUCACAGUGCACUGGGCUGUUCAGCACCACAGUGCUAGGAGGCUCCUCCAGCGCUCCAAAUCUACAGGACUACGCACGCAGCCACCGCAAAAAAAUCAGCGCCGCUGCCAGCCUGACAUACAAAGACGAACUGUUGUCUAUGCCAGCUGUAAAACGAUUUUCUGUGUCGUUUGCAAAGCAUCCGACUAAUGGUUUUGAGGGUUGCUCUAUGGUGCCCACCAUCUACCCAUUGGAGACUCUUCACAACUCCCUGUCCCUCAAACAAGUUAACGAGUUCCUGUCCCUGGUUUGUGAAAAGUUUGCAGAGACCCAUUCAAGAUCAUCUUCAGGUUGUGACUCCAUGAAUUCACGACGUACAUCAAGUGAUGUUUAUCUCCCCCAAAGAAUCCUCUCCUCCUCAUCGCUUCCCUUGCGCCAGCGCACGGAAAGACCUCCAUGGUAUAGCAGUGGUCCUUCCAGCACUGUGUCAAGUGCUGGACCCUCAUCUCCGACAGCUGUUUUGACUGAUUUUGCAGUACGCUUUAACUUUAUCGAUAAAACAUCACUAAGUGAAGAGCAAAGGAAAAAGCUAAAUCUUGAAGAUCUAGUUCAGUCACAUACACCAGCAGGAGAGGACUCCAACGGUGAAGAGUUGUGUCAUGAGGCUACUCAAGGAGAAGAAUGCUAUUGUAAUGAUCCUGCCAAUCUUGCACAGUUAGCUUCUGGUGAAGUACCAGCAACAUUUCAGAAUUUUAAUGCAGAUCAAAUGCAUUUAGGUCUAGAGCCACCCGGAGAAGGAUCGCUGCCAAAUCUUGAACAUUCAAAGGGAUUUUGUAGUACCCAGCACAUGACUUCUGACAGCCAAAGGAUUCCCAAAGAGCAGUCUCCAGUGGCCGAGCAAUCUUUAACAGAGAUAACUAUGCAGGGACAAGAGACCUCACUAUAGGUUUAAUUCUUUAACACAACUGUUCUCUGUUUACGAUUACGUGAUAAUUUUCUUUUUCAUCCAGAUUCCGUGUCCAGAUUGUGAAACCAAAUUAUAUCCGUAAAUAUGCUUCAACUUGCAGACAUUAUGUAAAAAAAACCUCAAAGGAUGUUCUAAUGUCUUCUGACGAUUUCAGUAAAUAUGUAAUUUACUGCUCAAAUAACAAUUGAAUCCGUCUUUAGAUGGGCUACUGCCCUACCAAUUCUAUUAACAUCUACCUAUAUGUUCCCUGGUUUCUUGCAAGGUUGAUUCACUAUGACAUUUUUCUCAGACUUUAAGGAACUGUCUGCAAGAUGAGUAGUCCGUUCAAGGCCACAAAUUAAAUGAAUGUGUGGCCUAAAGAUGUUGGUCAUCCUUCACAAAUUGAAGGUUCCUGGCUUGUCAGCAUUGUGUUAUGCAUCCCAUUGCAUCGUUUGGCCAGAGGAGGUACUACAAAUUAUUUGUGAACAGCUUAUUCAGUUUUACCAUGCAUAUAUACUUGCUGUGUGACAAACCGCUUUAUAUGACAGGAAACUGGGACAUUGUUGCUCUUCAUUGAAAUCAUUUUCAUAGAAGCCUAGAUUUGGUGAAUGGCAUUCUGGAGAAAUACGUUUUCCACAUAUAUACUAUAACAAACUGAAGACUCGCUGAGUGCUUCCUGAGCUCAGCACGGAAAUGGGUAUGGUUUGUUUUUGGGUUUUUUUCUUAUUUUUUUUUUUCUUGUUGUUCUUUAUUAAAAAAAAAAAAAAACUUUGUUGGACUUUUCACUUAGUCAAAAAAAAAUCAAAAAAAUCUUGGAGAACACAGAAGAUGGCAAAAGCAAUCACUGACUUUUUGUAAGCUUUGUAAUUUUUAUUUUUUACAUUUUUUAAUGCCGUGGUCCACCCAGGCAUAUUCCUUUUGGCAUUGGAAGUGCCGUUGCCUCUGUCUCGCCAAAGCAUAGAAAAUGAUGCUGUGCACAAAGCGAAUACAUGUAGGGGGUCUAAUGAUGCACUAUGUUUAGCUGCUUAACAUGGUCACUCUAACAUUAUGGCCACAGUAAACUUGUAUCUGUUAUCAAUGGGCUUCUACUUUCACAAGUCCAACAGAUAUAUUAAGACAAGUACUAAGUAAUGUACACUGGUGGAGAUAAUUAAUAGAUUGUCUGUUAAUCAAUGUCAAAUGCUACUCUUAAAACAAACCAUGUCAAGAUGUUAGCAAUUAUGAUUUAUUUUUUUGAAGCAGUGUUUGAGUUGAAAUGUUUUUCUCGGACUGGUCUCUUGUUUUAAUUGCCUACAGAGAUGAAUUUAUUACAGUGAGCAAAUCCAUUUGCUUUUACCACCCCUAUUUACACAUACUUUAUGCUCAUGGUGUUGUUGCAUGCAGAAAGCCUAUUUUGUAUCCAUCAUGGGUUAUUUAUUUUUUUAUUCUAGCAAUAUGCUAAGUGGUGCAGCAGCAGGAUCAUUCUGUUGGUUUCCAUGGUGAUUGCUAAAGUUUUACAACUUUGCCCUAGAAUUAGACUUUAUAAAUAACUCUGUUUUUUUGUUUUUUUUCAUGAGGGUAUCUAGUCACAUUCAGGGUACUGGUCCAGCUAAACAUUUAAUAUUAACUUUUUUGAGAAUGUGUUUUAAGGACAAAUUUCGUAUUUUGGUAGUAAAGCUGGGCUUGGUAUUAAUAUAAAAUGGUCAGGAUAUUCGGAACCAGCUCAUUUAUACUGUGAUUUAUACCACUUAUGCCAUAUUACAGGAUUGCCUGUCUUUUUGGACAUCCGUCCAGUAAACGAUUACAUUGCAUUUGAUUUGAAUUGCAAAUAGUACUUUAUUUGUUACGAGAGCAUUAUUGACCGAACAUAAAUGUAAUUUUAAAAGGUCUCAAAGCCAUAAACGGACAUUCGCUCAUAUAGAAGUCGACUAUACUGCCAAGGGGACAUCUCUUACAGAUGCAGACAUGUUUAUAUUGAGUAGUUUAGGGCAGCUAAUAUGAUUAUUGUGGGGAUAGGGGAGUCUCCAAAGGCUUCGCUUAUUCAAGUCGUAUUUAAAUACUUGAAAACACUGCAGAUUAUUUUCUUAUAACUCAGUGGCCAGUUGAAGGACAAAGCUAAAAACUUGGGUGCCAAAGCAAGCCGAGCUUUCUUCUUCUUUUAUUAUUAUUAUUAUUAUUAUUAUUAUUAUUAUCAUUUUUAUUAAGCCCCAUUUGAACAGGUACGUAUAAUGCCUUGCAAGGAUGGGGUAUGGCAGUGGAUUGGUUCUGGCCAUUUUUGGAGAGCUUAAGACACUUUGCUACAAAAUUAUUAACUCUAUUUUUUGGGCAUAUUUAUCAGCUCUCUUCAUUGCUAUAAGCCAAGCUCUGACAUCAUAUCUCUGCGGCAGUCUCCAAUGCAGUAUUGCCAGUGAGAGCCAACUGUAAGAGAAAUUCCCUGCUAUGCUGCUAAACACCAGAUAUAGAGUGGGUUCCGCGGCUCCUGGAAUUCAAAGGCUUGAUAACUGCACUUUUUAUAGCAGUACUUUUAGGUUUCUCUUGCAGGAAGUAUUUCUGUAACUCACGCAGAAAAAUAUUGAUCAACAUGCGACACCUGAAUCAAUAGAAUUUGCAGUGCAAUGUCAGCAUUGUUUGCAUUUGAGAACCAUAUUGAUUGUUCGGAAAGUCUUUAUCUAACCCUGUACGUAUUACAGUCUACUUAAGAGAAUAGGUCUUGCCUUUUACACUUCAUAAGAAAGGGAAAAAAAAAAUGAUGGCUACCGGUUUUCAGUCAAGAUUUUAGAAGUACAUUUGACCUUGAACUUUCCUCUGAAAUGUGGUGAAAAUCAAUGUUCAGAUUUUUUUUCUAUAAAAAACUUGUUUACUCAAAUCAAAGAACAAAAAGGACAGCCUGAAAAUAAGAUGUUUCACCCCAAACCCCCGUUUGCCCUGUAAAAAACGGAAGCCUUAAUUGAGAGCUGUUGUUAAUUUGAACAGAUAUUGGAUGUAUAUUAUUAAAAAAAAAAAUGCUAUUUUCAGAAUAAACUUGCUAGUAAAAUUUAAA